Messenger RNA from Coccomyxa subellipsoidea C-169, 1299 nucleotides. RefSeq lists its product as hypothetical. The transcript has 9 exons. The record is from RefSeq and is a predicted model, not a curated record. The coding region runs from base 1 to 1299 and encodes 432 amino acids. NCBI's taxonomy places the organism in Eukaryota, Viridiplantae, Chlorophyta, Trebouxiophyceae, Coccomyxaceae.
AUGGGGGAUGUGACAGACUACCAGUUUGCGUACUUUAACAAUAUCAUCUACAAUGAACAAGAUCCGGACGGCCCCGUUUCAGACUUCGAUGUCUUCUCAGAAAGUGGGCGCUUGGAAAGCGGGCUGGCAGCAACCACAUAUAUCCGGGAAGAUCAGGACGGCAAGGGCGCAGUGGUGCUCACGUUUCUGGGAACAGAUACCAGCAAGGGCACGAAACUCGUGAAGGGACAGAUGAAGACCAAUUUUCAGCUGUCCCAGGACCCCGACGAGGACAUGCAGAUCGUCAAGGACGCAGUGGGAUAUGUGAGGGACACCAUUACGGAUCUGAAGAAGCAAAAGAGUGACGUGGACUGGACCUUCUACACCACUGGCCACUCCAUGGGGGGCUUCCUGGCCACUGCUGUUGCUGUGGUGCUCGAUCCUGAGAUCACCAAGGUGGUGACCUUUGACAGUCCAGGGCUGCCCAAAUUCUGGAGGGAGACCGCGCAGAAGAUGCAUGACGACUCCUACUGGAGGGAGCACAUUCUGGAUUACCUGACCUUCCCCAACCCCAUCAAUACCACUCUGCCCCACAUUGGACAUCUUGUGCGCCUGGAGCUGCACACCCACGGAGCGGCGACACCGGCGCAUGUGAUCCGCUGCAUCCUGGGCACAGCGCUCCGGGCAGCCGUGUGGGGAUCAGCUCUGAACUGGGGGCUGGCGCUUGCUGGAAAAUCGAGGAGUUUCUGGGCCACCAAGGCUGUGGCAGUGUCUGUGCGCACCAGCAAGAAGCUGUUCACCAGCCGCUUCAAUCUUCGGAAGACCUUCCGGGAAGCCAAGGCCGCCUCUAAAGAGGACUCGGAAAAAUUGGAUGCCGUCUCAAAUGGCAAGAGUGGCAAGUCCAGCGAGAAGGACAAGAAGGCCCUGGGGCCUAUCCUCUCCAGGCUGCCCCCUAGCUUGCGAGCUGCGGCGAUCACAACUUCGUGGGCUUUCACAACAGCGCUCAUUUCCAGCGUGUCCUAUGUCUCCACUCGCACCAGCGGAGCCAUCAACGACACCCAGCAGGAGCACAUGAUCGUCUCCAUCCUCUCUGGGUUUGACGAGGAGAGCGGGGAUGCACUGCAGCCGGUGGAAGUGCUGCAGUGGCCCUACCACGAGCUGCUUGUGAGAGAGGGGUUCACCAAGGCCCACUCACGCAGGGUGGCAGUGGAGGGGCUUCUGCCAAUGCAACCUGCGGCUUACGGUGUGCACAAUCUGCUGCGCCGUAAACAGCUGCUGCUGGCGCGCGCACACUCCCUGCCCGGGUACAAGGAAGCCUGA